UGGGCAAAUCACAGUUUGCUUCCAGAGAUAAACAUGUGCCACGGACCAUGGUUCUUCACGGAUUCAGACUUGAUUAGAUUUUGCUUUUUCCAGUUUUAAAUCACAUAAUAUGUGUUAGGGAUAUCAAAGGACACACUCAAGGAGACGUGCUUUUGGAGAGAGCGCAAGUUUGAAGACCAAGUUUGGAGACCAGACGCAACCUGGAGUGUCGAGUGCCACCACAACAACAAAAACAACUUUAACAACCACAAAAACAUCGAGGAGAUUUUUAAGAGGAUCUCAAGAUGAAUGACACCGAAGACUUUUGCAAAAACAACCAAACAGGGAACAUGACUGACCCGUCAUGUGUGAAACCAACUCCCGUUUCUCACAGCCAGGUCGACAUCGCCACUUUCAUGCACAUAUUGCCUUCCAUUUAUGGCAUCCUGUGUUCAGUGGGAGUUAUAGCCAAUGGACUGGUCAUCUACGCGGUAAAGGCAUGCAAGAAGAAAAUGGUAUCAGACAUCUACGUGCUGAACUUGGCAAUAGCCGACAUGCUGUUCUUGCUGGUGAUGCCGUUCAACAUUCACCAGCUGGUCAGAGACAGGCAGUGGGUCUUUGGAAACUUUAUGUGCAAAGCGGUGGUGGUGGUGGAUGUCAGCAACCAGUUUACCACAGUGGGAAUUGUGACUGUGUUGUGCAUUGAUCGGUACAUAGCUAUUGUCCACCCCACCUCCGAGAAGAGGACCAUCCAGUGGACCAUCAUCAUCAACUUGCUGGUGUGGCUGGGCAGCAUGCUCCUCACCGUCCCCGUCAUGCUGUACGCUAAGGCCGUGCGCAGGCAGCAAUUUGAGAUGUGCAUAAUGGACCUGGAAGGGCCUGAGGACAUGUACUGGUACACUCUGUACCAGUCUAUCCUGGGCUUCAUCAUCCCCCUCUUCAUCAUCAGCACAUUCUACUCUCUCACCCUCUACCAUGUCUUCAGCUCCAUCCGCCGCGUCAAGCGCAAGCAGUCCGUUUGGGCUAAACGAGCCACCAAGAUGGUCCUUAUGGUCAUCGCCCUGUUCCUGAUCUGCUGGUCGCCCUACCACGUCAUUCAGGUGAUCAACCUGAGCAACAACAACCAAAAUAUCGCCUUCGUCUACGCCUACAACAUCAGCAUCUGCCUCUGCUACUCCCACAGCUGCAUCAACCCGCUCAUGUUGCUUAUCUUCGCCCAGAAUUACCGCGAGCGUCUUUGCUCCAGGAACGUGCUCUACAGCUCCCAGCACUCCUCCAAGGUCACGGUGGUCAAAACGGACGGCUCCAGUACGACCAACGACCCCAAUUACCGCUGUACUGUCAUCUAAUCAGAGUGGACUUUUUUUGUACAUACACCUGUUGAUGUUCUCCCCCAAUAAGGAAGUAGCUUGUGGUCUGUGAGCUCAUGUCUUUGCAGCUUUUUCCAAACGUUUGGAAGUUGAUACCUUUCGAAAACAAAACAAAAACAACUGGCUAUGAAGCUUUAGCAUAAAAGUCAAACGUGCGUAAGUCAAAUGUAUUUUAAAAGUGAAAUUCUUUUUUUAAAUUUGCAGUUCAAUAUGCACUUACUCACUCAUAUUUCAUUACCUACACUCAUGAUGAUAAUAUAUAUAUAAUAUAUAUAUAUAUAUAAAUUUGACGGUAAUAUGUUAUAAUGUAAUAUUUGUAGUUAUGUUUUUCUACACAGUGUUUUAAAUCAUUGAGUGAUUGUUACUAUGUAUUUAGUUUUAUUUAAGGAUUAAUAAUGUUUGUAUUAUAUUUUUCACCUACAACUUGAGCACAUCUGAGGUAUCACACACAUGCUUGAGGUCCAGCCACUGACUCUUGCCAAUUUGUUUUCCUUUUUUUGAAAUGGUCAUUUUAUUAUCUGAUGGAUGGGACCCCAGAUUUGACUUUUAUGUAUUUUUGGUGUAGUUUCUCUGUUUUCUUUCCAUCUUAUAUAUUUUCCUUUUUCAGUUAUGGAUACAAACAGAUUAAUACACAUACACCCUACAUAACCACUCUUAGCAAUGGAAAGUGUCUUUUUCUUCUUCUUCAAUAAAUAGAAAAAGAAACUGCUCAGACGAAGGUUGGACUGCUCAAAAGGAAAAUGGCUGUUUCUGAGCCUACAGGGAAUAUCAGCACUGACUUUCAAAGAUGCACAGACGAGAAAGGACUCUGUGGGAGCAGCUGAAGUGUGAAUCUAUUCCCUUUUGGACUGACAGCUUUCAUUAACCUUUAUCUACUUCAGGGCGCAUCAAGUGUCGUGCUGGUUACUGACAACACUGAAGUGCAGCCUUUGAGAUCAGUCACUGACAAACAUUAGCAUGGUCAGAUGGAUAUGUUUAGAAUUUCUUAUUAUCAGCCAGCAUCCUAAGGGCUCACCAUGAAAUUAAAUUCCACUUUACAACAGUUGUUUGGUUUUAUCUUUACUCAUUGUGACGUCCUUAGACUGUGCUAUAAAUUAAGGGCUUAUACAUUGGCAUAUUGAUGGCUGAUAAAGAAUGCAAGCCAAUAAUAAAAGCUCAUAGUGGGAUUUCAGGUUGUAAAUGUAUCAUUCACUGGUGUUUAUCUUUUCUAUUUGAUAAGAAUGAAGUUAAUAAUGUUUAC
Eleginops maclovinus (Patagonian blennie) is the source of this 2589-nucleotide messenger RNA. It is a transcript of the gene mchr2b, whose product is annotated as melanin concentrating hormone receptor 2b. Gene Ontology annotation, molecular function: neuropeptide binding; G protein-coupled receptor activity. Gene Ontology annotation, cellular component: neuron projection; plasma membrane. The record is from RefSeq and is a predicted model, not a curated record. Bases 285 to 1328 code for a protein of 347 amino acids. The transcript is spliced from 2 exons. Gene Ontology annotation, biological process: neuropeptide signaling pathway. Lineage: Eukaryota; Metazoa; Chordata; Actinopteri; Perciformes; Eleginopidae.